This is a messenger RNA of Lithohypha guttulata, 876 nucleotides long. RefSeq lists its product as uncharacterized. Bases 1 to 876 code for a protein of 291 amino acids. The transcript has 4 exons. The record is from RefSeq and is a predicted model, not a curated record. Gene Ontology annotation, cellular component: trans-Golgi network; membrane. Gene Ontology annotation, biological process: endoplasmic reticulum to Golgi vesicle-mediated transport. NCBI's taxonomy places the organism in Eukaryota, Fungi, Ascomycota, Eurotiomycetes, Chaetothyriales, Trichomeriaceae.
AUGGCUAUGAUGGCUACGGGAACUGGCAACACGUACGACGACGAUCAUGCGGUGCUCGACGAUGACUUCCUGAACGACGACAUUGAGCCAGACGAGCCAGCAAUAGAAUCAGAUCGAGCACCAUUGACAGGAAACAUCCAAUCCUCGUCCUCAUCCUCACAACGACCACUAAACCAGAACUAUCUAACAUCGCAAAUACCUGGCGAAGACAGACGAGCACCACAGAACACAAUUGAUGAAAGCGUGUGGGAUACUGUAUCGCGAGACCUGUUUGCAGUAUGGGAGAAGAUGAAGCAGGUGCUGUGGCCGAAAUACCUGUUGGGAGGCAUGCUACAGCGCAGUGGAACAGGCACAGCUGAUGUCGAGAACCAAGGCUUUGGAAGAGAUUUAAGAGGCUUGGUGGGAAGAUGGCCAGACGCCGAGGGUCUUCUGCAAGGUGCGAUGAGUGAAGGACUAAGAGACUGGGAUUUAUGGGGACCUCUUGUUUUCUGUCUUCUACUGAGCCUAUUCCUUUCUAUGAGAGCCGCGAAGGAUCAGAAAGAUCUCGUCUUUUCUGGUGUCUUCACCUUGAUAUGGCUGGGUGAGGCUGUGGUCGCGCUGCAAAUCAAGCUGUUAGGUGGUAAUAUAUCUUUCAUGCAGUCUGUCUCGAUCCUGGGCUACACUAUCUUCCCACUGGUCAUCGCAUCCCUGCUGAGCGCGGUCGGAUUGUUCAUGAUCGCAAGGAUACCAAUAUACAUUGUGCUGGUGGCCUGGUCACUGGCGGCAGGGGUCAGCAUCCUGGGAGGCUCAGGAGUAGUCAAAAAUAGGGUUGCGCUGGCUAUAUAUCCUAUGCUCGUGUUUUAUAUAGUCGUCGGCUCGAUAUGCUUUGUGAGCUAG